CCAAUUCUCCUCCACCGGGCUCUGUGGCCAACUCAAACCGACUGAAGUCAUUCUCCUAGAGGGAUUGACCUCUCGUAAGCCGUCAAAAUGUCUCAAACACUCGGUCUGACGAGGCUGGCCUACUCCCGAGUAUGGCACGGCGUUUCUGCUUCCGCCCCUCAUGCCACUCUCUCGACUCAGCCCGGCGUAACGCCCCCUUCUCUCGGCCGUCUCGCCUCGCGCAUCGCUGUCCUCCUCAUGGGCAAGCACAAGCCGAUUUUCGACCCCUCUACCGACUGCGGCGACUACGUCGUGGUGACCAACUGCGCAGCCCUUCACACAACCGGCCGCAAGAAGUGGCAGAAGCCGUACUACAGACACACGACCCGACCUGGUAGCCUCAAGACGGUGACGAUGGACGUGCUCAUGGAGCAGCACGGUGGUAGCGAGGUGCUACGCAAGGCUGUGCGCGGAAUGCUGCCCAAGAACCGACUGCGGGACAAGCGAUUGGCGAGACUCAAGGCGUUCGAGGGCGAGGCACACCCGUACAAGCAGAACUUGAUACGGUUCUCUGGUGUCCAGGUUGGAAAGCAGGAUUGGGAGAAGGCCGUGGAGAAGGUCCGUAACGCGGACAAGAACAGAUUAUGAGAGUGUAUGGGAGGGCUGAGGACGAAGGCAGUGUGAUCAUGCUGUAGACAUAGUGCGGAUGAAUUGGGGACGUCUUGUACUAUCUGUACCAAUAUUGUGGGCAUCUCAUGACCUAGCUUUAAGCAAUCGACAACGAGUUUUU
This is a messenger RNA of Fusarium vanettenii 77-13-4, 769 nucleotides long. Its product is annotated as mitochondrial 54S ribosomal protein YmL23. Gene Ontology annotation, molecular function: structural constituent of ribosome; mRNA binding. The record is from RefSeq and is a predicted model, not a curated record. NCBI's taxonomy places the organism in Eukaryota, Fungi, Ascomycota, Sordariomycetes, Hypocreales, Nectriaceae. Gene Ontology annotation, cellular component: mitochondrial large ribosomal subunit; ribosome. Gene Ontology annotation, biological process: translation; negative regulation of translation. The transcript is spliced from 2 exons. Bases 88 to 627 code for a protein of 179 amino acids.